Molecule: messenger RNA, 2410 nt
Organism: Peromyscus californicus insignis
Lineage: Eukaryota; Metazoa; Chordata; Mammalia; Rodentia; Cricetidae
Gene: Got2
Product: glutamic-oxaloacetic transaminase 2
Exons: 10
Coding region: 105-1397 (430 amino acids)
Biological process (GO): biosynthetic process; L-aspartate catabolic process
Cellular component (GO): mitochondrion
Molecular function (GO): L-aspartate:2-oxoglutarate transaminase activity; pyridoxal phosphate binding
Source: RefSeq, a predicted model, not a curated record
GGGAAGUCAGUGUCCUCACCUUUUAGCAGCCCGCGCCUCGGUUCCUGCGGACGCUUCCCGUGCUCCCGGCUCUGCCUCUGUCCACUGCCGCCUUGCCACCCACCAUGGCCCUGCUGCACUCCAGCCGCGUCCUCUCCGGGGUGGCUGCCGCCUUUCACCCAGGCCUUGCGGCCGCAGCCUCUGCCAGAGCCAGCUCCUGGUGGGCCCAUGUAGAAAUGGGACCCCCAGAUCCCAUCCUGGGAGUUACUGAAGCCUUCAAGAGAGAUACCAACAGCAAAAAGAUGAACCUGGGAGUUGGUGCCUACCGAGAUGAUAAUGGGAAGCCUUACGUGCUCCCCAGUGUCCGGAAGGCAGAGGCCCAGAUUGCUGCAAAAAAUUUGGACAAAGAGUACCUGCCCAUCGGGGGGCUGGCAGAGUUCUGUAAGGCUUCUGCAGAACUGGCCCUGGGUGAGAACAGUGAAGUGCUGAAAAGUGGCCGGUUUGUCACUGUGCAGACCAUUUCCGGGACGGGAGCCUUAAGAAUCGGAGCCAGCUUCCUGCAAAGGUUUUUUAAGUUCAGCCGAGAUGUCUUUCUGCCCAAACCAUCCUGGGGAAACCACACGCCCAUCUUCAGGGAUGCCGGCAUGCAGCUACAAGGCUAUCGAUACUAUGACCCCAAGACUUGUGGAUUUGACUUCACAGGAGCCAUGGAAGACAUUUCAAAAAUCCCAGAGCAGAGCGUCGUCCUCCUGCAUGCCUGCGCACACAACCCCACAGGCGUGGACCCGCGUCCAGAGCAGUGGAAGGAGAUCGCGGCGGUGGUGAAGAAAAAGAAUCUGUUUGCAUUCUUUGAUAUGGCCUACCAAGGCUUUGCCAGUGGUGACGGUGAUAAGGAUGCCUGGGCUGUGCGCUACUUCAUCGAGCAGGGCAUUAAUGUUUGCGUCUGUCAGUCAUAUGCCAAGAACAUGGGCCUAUAUGGUGAGCGUGUGGGAGCCUUCACUGUGAUCUGCAAAGACGCAGAUGAAGCCAAAAGGGUGGAGUCGCAGCUGAAGAUCCUGAUCCGUCCCAUGUAUUCCAACCCACCUCUCAAUGGCGCCAGGAUCGCAGCGACCAUCCUGACCUCCCCAGACUUGAGAAAGCAAUGGUUGCAAGAAGUGAAAGGCAUGGCCGACCGCAUCAUUAGCAUGAGGACCCAGUUGGUCUCCAACCUGAAGAAAGAGGGCUCGGCUCACAACUGGCAGCACAUCACCGACCAGAUCGGCAUGUUUUGUUUCACUGGCCUGAAGCCUGAGCAGGUGGAGCGGCUGACCAAGGAGUUCUCAGUCUACAUGACGAAGGAUGGCCGCAUCUCCGUGGCAGGGGUCACCUCUGGCAACGUGGGCUACCUUGCCCAUGCCAUUCACCAGGUCACCAAGUAAUGACCAGGGUGCAGAGGAGCAGAGACCACCUUUCCCUUCAGCCUUUGCUCUCGUGAGAGUCACGUGCGGGAUGGGGGGGGGGUGGAUGGUGGUGAGUAGAUCAUGUUUUCAACCGCAGUGCAUAAGGAAUGUGUUCCUCGGAAAAGAGGUCGGGCAGAGGCCUCCACGGCUGGUGUCUGCAGCUUCGUCGGCUCCAAACCAAACUCCCUCGUCCUUUUGUCUCCAACUUUUCUGAAAGAGUUUACACAUGCAAGAACAUCGCAGCACCAAAAACCUGUCAGCCAUGGCUUUACUGAAGCAUCAGAUGGUGCCAGGGGCUCCCCCGGGGACCCGCCUGAGACCGCCAUAUUAGAGGUUGUGAGAGGAAAACACCUAGUUCUGAUGUUAGCAGAUGUCCGUGUGUGUGUGUGUGUGUGUGUGUGUUGUCCCAGUGUGUGUGUGUGUGUGUGUGUGUGUGUGUGUGUGUGUGUGUGUGUGUGUGUGUGUGUGUGUGUGCUGUCCCAGUGUGGAGUGACUGUGUCAGCAGAUCCCAAUACAGAAACCAUGCUUUACCAAAACCACCAAGUCUGUCGCCCGUUCAGCGAGGACAGUAAAUGUUGUCUCGUCAGCCUGUCUCUUGUCAUUGCGCUUCUCUGGCGUCUCGUCCCGUUCUGCUUGACUGACCAUUAACUUCAUCCUGUCAGGAUUUCUGUAAGAAUGGCUCAUGCCAGCCCCCCUUUCUCAGCAAAGGACAGUGGGGAGUGGGAACCUGUACUUUUUCAGUCCCUGUCAGUGAUUGGCUCCUACUGGAUGGGGCCUCUGCCCAGCUGGACCUCUUCCUGCAUCCUGGCUACACAGCCUGUCUCCUCACAUGAGUCAGACAGUGCAGGGUAGGAUCAGGAGAUAUUCUGGGGUUUGUGUGCUGCCAGCCCGCCUCAGACUCCACCCUUUGGAAAGCUGACCACCAUCUGCUCGAAUCCUGUAGACUGGCUGCCGCCUGGUUUCUCUGUUACAAUAAAGUUGCUGUAGACCCA